AUGGCAACAGAAGGUAAUAACCCUGCCCCUGUUGUGCGGCGAUCGUAUGAUGCCACUAGAGGCAGUUUGUAUACAGCAGAUUUCUUUGCCCCUUUGCGCGCUUCUAAAUCGCAAUGGAACGCCUCCAUACAGAUGCUGCAUGCACAGCAGCAGCAGCAGCAGCAGCAGGUUCCUGAUUUGUUUUCCAGUCAACGUUGGCGGGGUAACCGGGACCUAUACUGGCAGCAGCAGCAAGUACAAGAGCUGCUGCAAGAGGAACGCACGCAGCUGCUUAAAGACAGUGUGCUUAUGAACCGCAACUCUCUCCUUGCUGCGUAUACCUAUGAGGACUUCCCGCAGCAUCGACCUCAGUAUACAGCAGGAGAUGCAGCAAAAUUAGCAUCCAAUGCAGCACCAGAAGCAGCAGAGCCUGGUUGUAUUACAAAAUUGCGUGCAGCAGAGGUAGGGUUCAACGAGACCUUCAGCCCCUCUAGCAGUAACAAUUUCAGCACCAGCAACUGGAACAGCAGCAGCAACAGCAACUGGAACAGCAGCAGCAACAGCAACAGCAACAGCAGCAGCAGCAGCUGCUGGGGCAGCAGCAAUACGCAGGUGUCCGUUGACAGAAGACGAGCUCGAUUAUUUAGUAGGAUGGAGAGUUUGACUUCACGGGAGGUGUACGCAGCAGUGAGGUGUAUAGCUGACCCUGAGCAUCCGUACACCCUAGAAGAGCUGGCGGUGGUUCUUCCCCACAACGUCAAAGUGCGUUGCUGCUGCAACAACAACAGCAACAGCAGCAGCAGCAGCAGCGGCGAGGAAAGCGUGGACGAAGGCAUGUGUUAUAACUGCCAAUUGCACGAGCUACAGCAACAGCAGCUGCAGCUGCAGCAGCAGCAGCAGCAGCACUGGAGAAGGAAGGAGAAUUUGCGCAACAUUAAUUGGUUUGUUGCUGCUUGUGAAGGCGCAGCGAGCAGCAGCAGCAGCAGCAUCAACAGCAACAGGGGCAGUUUGAAGGACUCGGAGGUCUGGGCGGACGUCCUCGAUGUCUUGCGCUGCUGUGCCUAG
This is a messenger RNA of Eimeria maxima, 1044 nucleotides long. RefSeq lists its product as hypothetical. The transcript is spliced from 4 exons. The record is from RefSeq and is a predicted model, not a curated record. NCBI's taxonomy places the organism in Eukaryota, Apicomplexa, Conoidasida, Eucoccidiorida, Eimeriidae. The coding region runs from base 1 to 1044 and encodes 347 amino acids.